This is a messenger RNA of Rhagoletis zephyria (snowberry fruit fly), 825 nucleotides long. Its product is annotated as putative lysozyme-like protein. NCBI's taxonomy places the organism in Eukaryota, Metazoa, Arthropoda, Insecta, Diptera, Tephritidae. The record is from RefSeq and is a predicted model, not a curated record.
UAUCAACUACUGCAACAUCAUCAAUCAGUCAUACCACCUGCAGUGAUGCAACAACUACGAAUUCUAACACAAACACCACAGCAUUCCUAACAGCCACUAGCUGCAGCGGCAGCGGCAAUGACAGUGUCAACAGCGUUAGUGGCAUAAUCUCUACUUCAACGCCACAUAAGCGUUGUGAUGCUGCAGCUGAAUUUAGCUGUGGAGGCAGCGAUGGCAGUAAGUCCGCCGCCGCCAUGGGUGAUGCGCCCAACGCUUCGUUACGGGAAAUGCUAGAUGCUGCCUUUAAUCCGGACGAUAGCGUUGCCACAACAUUUAAUCCGCCGGGCAGUCGCAACUUGAGCUCCAUUUCAGCGCCGGCUAGCUUUAACAAAUCUUCCUCAACUAAUAACUCAACGGGAAGCCCGGUAGCAAAACGUCACCUGAGCGCCACCGCACAUGCACGCAUGCGCCCACAAUCAAGUUACUCGGCACGUGCGCUGGUUUUUGAUGAUUCCGAUCAGGAGUUGGGCGCGAGUGGUGGCAGUGGCAGCGGCGGUGGUGGUAGCCCACGUAUCAACAGCAAGCAGGAAGCAAGUGUGAACGCUGCUAAGUCAUCAACUGGGUUGGAAAUUUUGACGGCGUCGCCGAAAGCAGCUGGCGGGGAUAAUAGUGCCAGCAACUCAUCGUUGACAACAUCGGUGUCGUUGUUGCGUAACUCGAACCUGACCAAGUCGUCUUCGGGUGGGCUUUCGGGCAGUUCAGUGUCAUUGCCGGGCCGCAGUUAUAAUGCGCUAUUGCGUAAGAUCUCCUACCAGCAUGGAUACUCCAUGCGAUCGUCGAGCAAUG